GUUGAAGUUCAUUAGGAAUUUUGAAUUCUAGCCUGAGACCGAGUACUAUCGUAGCGACUUCUACUUGUUCAUCGUGAUGUGCAAACAUAUAUUCAAUGCUCAAGUUUCGAUACGGGCUCCAUGCUGCAAGCGAUGGUUUGAUUGCGCAGAAUGUCAUGCAGAGGCGGAAGAUCAUAUGCUAGGGAAAACAACUGAGAUGGUGUUCGUGUGCAAGAAGUGCAAGAAGGCCUUCAGGAAGGAUAUGUCGAAUUACGAGGAGAGCGAUGAGUUUUGCCCGCACUGCGACAAUCACUAUGUCAUUGAUGCCAAGACGCCACAGGCAGUGAUUGGAGUCGAGGGCGAGGAUGCGCGAGUUGAUGCACGGAUGCUCAAAGAUGAUCGUGUUCAACAAGAUCCGACGCGAUCCAUUUUUUCAAGGGAUUUUUCGGAUAGAGUGGGAUGAUAUCUUCUCUCGACAACCUUGCGUUCUCUGCUUUCCACUUGUGUUGCAUGCUAUCACUAUAGAUCGAUCACUUGUUCAGUGCUGCUGCACUUGAUACUCGGCCUUCUUGUACGAGGCACCCAUUCCACAAUGCGAGUCGUGUCGGUGAGAUGUGUAACUUGAAGACCACGAACCCUUGGAAUCCUGCUCAAUUGUAACACUUUCAGUCAUAUCUAAUGCGGAGCGACGUUUAACAGAUCAAAUUGUCUGCACCU
Suillus fuscotomentosus is the source of this 696-nucleotide messenger RNA. RefSeq lists its product as uncharacterized. Gene Ontology annotation, cellular component: mitochondrial intermembrane space. Gene Ontology annotation, molecular function: zinc ion binding. The record is from RefSeq and is a predicted model, not a curated record. The transcript has 4 exons. The coding region runs from base 77 to 442 and encodes 121 amino acids. Lineage: Eukaryota; Fungi; Basidiomycota; Agaricomycetes; Boletales; Suillaceae. Gene Ontology annotation, biological process: protein import into mitochondrial intermembrane space.